Molecule: messenger RNA, 10095 nt
Organism: Acanthoscelides obtectus
Lineage: Eukaryota; Metazoa; Arthropoda; Insecta; Coleoptera; Chrysomelidae
Source: the annotation of a GenBank genome assembly
AUGUUCCAGAACGAUGCCGCAGACUAUUUCGACGGAGCGGACGGUGCUGCCGCAGAGGUGGACCUGUGGGAAUCGCACGGCCUUCCCGGGGACUUUACGGGAAUGGACCGUGUUCUGCGGGUAUUGGCAUUUGACCGAGACUUGGGCCAGAAUGCUUUGCUAAAGUACCACAUUAAAUCUGGCAAAGGAAGGUCGAAGUUCAGAAUAGACAACAGCACAGGAAUGGUGUAUGCCCAAAAAGGAUUCGAGCCUGGACAGGAGUAUGAACUAAACAUCAAAGUAACGGAUUCUGGCGACCCAGCAAAAUCGAGUAUUUGUAAGGUAUCAGUUCGAAUAGUGCCGACGCCGAAGACAUCCAAGUACCCUCCAAUUGUUAAAACCCCUCAGGCAGUUCAGCUGACUGAGGGUGACGAAAUUGGAUUCCUUGUUGCCUCCAUUACAGCCAACGAUCCUGACAAUAACACUUUGUGGUAUGAUAUAGUCGAUGGGGACCCACGAGGUGAUUUUUACAUUGGUCGAGACAUCGGCAAUAUCCUUAUAGCUCAAAAACUGGAUUAUGAAAUCCAGAACGAGUACACUCUAAACGUCAGCGUUAGCAACACCAUUCACACUGUUUAUACGCAGCUGAAUAUAUCAGUCAUCGAUAUCAACGAUCACAGACCGGAAUUUUCGGAGAGCAGCUAUAAGGUUGAAAUCAGUGAAGCUGUACCUCUGUACACAGAUAUCCUAAAACUAAAAGCCGUUGAUAGAGACGACAACGGAAAACUCAUCUACAGCUUCCACUCUGCUGAAAAUAUAAUAUCGCUUAGAACGUUCAUGCUUGAUUCCAUCACAGGAGUUAUAUCUCUAGCAGCAAGCUUAGAUAGGGAGACCUUGAAUGAGCACAUCCUAACAGUGAUGGUGAGAGAUGGAGGGACACCAUCAAAAAGGAACUACGCUAGAGUGAAAAUCAUCGUGCACGAUCAUAACGACCAUGCUCCUCAUUUCUCGGACAAGAUCCUCGUAGGAAAGGUAUUUGAAUCAGCAGCAGUGGGCAGCGCAGUUUUAAGAGCCUUUGCAGCUGAUCAUGAUAAAGGGGAAAACGCUCGCGUCACCUACUCAAUAAUUUCUGGAAAUGUGGGAAACGCCUUUAGUAUAGACUCCGAAUUAGGAAUCAUAACGAUAGCCAGGGAUUUAGAUUUGGCCACCGUUACAGAAUACACACUGCAAAUCAGAGCUAUGGAUCACGGCCAGCCUCCAUUAUCAUCUACUGUUCCAGCUCAUAUUAUGUUGACUAUGGCUGAUAAUGCUCCUCCAAGGUUUUCUAACAAGGAAAUUGCUGCAGAAAUAUUUGAAGACCAACCUUUGGGUAGCUACGUUGCUCAUUUGGAUGUUAGAAGUACUUCUUCCUUGCAGUUCGAAAUCUUGUCAGGAAAUACUGAUGAUGCCUUUAUGAUUAGUCCUAGCACAGGGGUUAUUACUACAAUGAAGUAUCUCGACUAUGAGACCACGAAAUACUAUAAUUUAUCUGUAAUGACCACAAAUAUGGCAUCAAUAUCGGCCGUGUGCAACGUCAUCAUACACAUCUUGGACAAAAAUGACAACGUUCCCCAAUUCCUACAAUCUCGAUACUCCGGCAGCAUUAGUGAGUCUGCACCAACCAACUCUCUCAUUAUUACAAAUGCCAGUGAGCCAUUGGUCAUAAAGGCGUUUGAUGCUGACUCAGAGGUCAACGCUUUGCUACAGUACGACAUCGUAGAAAUACUGCCAAGGAGGUACUUCCAGAUAGAUUCCAACACCGGUGCUAUCAGGACCGUGAAGCUAUUGGAUCACGAAAUGCAUUCAAGUUUUUCGUUCCACGUUCAGGUUUCUGAUAUGGGCAAACCUAGGCUGAGCUCCGACACUACUGCAAGGGUUGACAUUAUGGUUACAGAUGUGAAUGAUUGUCCACCAGUUUUCGAUAGAUCUGAGUACAAUGUCACUUUAUUACUGCCUUCGUACAAAAACGUGGCUAUCGUGCACUUGAAUGCCUCUGAUCCUGAUUCCUCAGAAACAGGUGUGCUGAGAUAUGACAUUAUUGAAGGAAACAAGAAUGGCGCUUUCGUUAUUGAUGGUAGAUCCGGUUUGAUAACAUUAAUGGACCCUGAGAAGCUGAAAUCAUCACACAAACUGAAAGUACGAGUAUCAGACGGAAAAUUCUCCAGUGUUGCAAAAGUAUUCGUCAAAGUUGAAGAAUCUGAUAACUCGGGACUUGUGUUUCAAAAACCUCUAUACGAAGGCUCUAUAAUGGAAAACACUACCAAAAUUACACAUGUUUGUGUAGUGAACGUUUUGGGAACAGCCUUAAAUGAACACUUGGAGUUUAAAAUACUGAAUCCGACGGAUAUGUUCACCAUUGGACUGACUUCUGGAGUUAUAAGAACAACAGGAAUUAAAUUUGACAGAGAGGUUAAAGAUAACUACGAACUGAUUGUGGAAGCCAGAAGCUCGACUUUGCCAAGAGACAGGCCAAGGGUGGCUCAUGUCAUAGUGAACGUAACAGUUCUAGACAUCAAUGACAAUUGCCCUAUGUUUGUGAAUCUACCAUACUACGCAGUGGUAUCAGUAGAUGAUGAGAAGGGCAGCAUUAUUGCAAAGGUUCAUGCCAUCGAUAUGGAUAGUGCCGAAAAUGGUGAAGUUAGGUACGAGUUGAUAAAAGGGCACGGAGAGUUGUUUAAGGUACACAGGGAGAGUGGCGACAUCGAACUGAAACAGAACCUCGAGGGACACAACAGAGAGUAUGAGCUGCUGAUUGCUGCAUACGAUAAAGGAAUAACGCCCUGCAGAACUGACGUUACCGUACACGUGAAAGUCAUCGACAGAUCAAUGCCGGUAUUCAAAAAACAAUUUUACUCGGAAACUAUACCCGAAAACGUGGAGCUUCAUUCGCCUUUAUCCAUUUCCAUCGAGGCCGAAUCGCCGCUUUCACGAAAAUUGAUUUACAGCAUUAUCAAAGGAAAUGAAAUGGAAGAGUUCGCCCUAGAUUUCAAUACCGCCCCGGACAGUAACAACGGGCCCUGUGUCAUCUCAGUAGUUGAUGAGCUGGACUUUGAGCAACAAUCACAGUACGAGUUGCUUAUUCGAGCAACAGAUUCUGUGUCAGGUGUAUACGCCGAGGUGCCAGUGGCAAUAAUGGUGCAAGAUGUGAAUGAUUGCCCUCCUGAAUUCUCCCAAGAAAGCUACAAUAUAUCAAUAUCUGAAGCUGCUCAAUUUGGUACACCGAUUCUUACCGUUGCAGCUGUAGACAACGAUACAGGCACCAACCAGAAAAUCAUAUAUUCUAUCCAAAAAGAUAUCAAUAACUCUACGAAUUAUUUUUACAUAGAUGAAAACGAGGGAACAAUUUAUCUGAAGCAAUCCUUGGAUCACGAAGAAUCAAGCUCUAAACAUUUUGUCGUUGUUGCUGCGGACCAAGGGGUGCCGAGCAUAUCUAGCACUGCACAUGUCUGGUUGACAGUUCUCGAUAUGAAUGAUAACCCGCCUAAGUUUGAGCAGUCGUCAUAUUCGAGUGGAUUGUCAGUAAGUGCCAAGAGAGAUCAAUUCGUCACUAUAGUGAAAGCCAGUGAUUUGGACGAAAUUGAUCAAGAUUCGCUACGAUAUAGUAUUGUUUCUGGCAACGAACAGCAAACUUUCACCAUAGAUCCUGAUACAGGGAUUGUAGCAUUGACUAACUUGGCGAAUUUUGGUACCCAAAAUAUGAUGAUCCUCAAUGUAUCUGUUUCUGAUGGUGUAUACACCAACUUCGUCAGGUUGAAGGUAGAACUUCUGCCAGCCAACUUGCACCCACCAUCGUUUCCUGACAUUAUCAGGGAUGUUCAAGUUUAUGAAAACAAAGCACCUGGUCAUACGAUUAUAAACGUGAACGCGACAGAUCCGGAUAUGGGAGAAUUUGGGAGUAUAACUUACAGCAUCCACUCUGAUCUGUUGAAUGAAGUCUUCAACAUCGAUAAGACUUCUGGCAAGAUCACGACCAAAGUGAGGCUGGACAGAGAGAAACAAAGAAUGUAUGAGAUCCUCGUCAAAGCUACAGAUGGUGGUGGAUUGUCAGACUUCAUGACAGUCAGGGUGAAGGUGUUGGACGAAAAUGACAAUGCACCAAAAUUUCUUCUUCGAGAAUACAAAGUUAGUAUCCAUUCGAACCUGACACUCCACACCACCAUUGUGAGAGUGAAAGCUGUGGACAUUGAUGAAGGGCUAAAUGCUCAACUCGAGUAUUCCAUAUACGAAAAGAAGUCUUCUGAGGCGGCUAGCAUUUUCGGUAUAAACAAGACUACUGGUGAUAUUUUCCUCAUCAAAAAUGUGUUUGACAACGUUGGCGAAGUGUUCCAGUUUUUCGUUCGGGCAACUGACAUAGGCAAGCCAGAAAAACAUGCUGAUAUACCUGUAAAUGUGCUCAUAAUGGGACCAAAUGAUUUUCCUCCUGUAUUUGAAAGGAAGGAUGGAAAGUUCUUCCUAUCGGAAAACUCUCCAACAGGUACUGUGAUAACUCGCUUGAAAACGCACUCUUCAAAUGCUUCUAUAAGCUAUCAAAUAAUUUCGGAUUACGACAGCGACACGCCACAAUUCCAAAUAGAUUCCCAAGGCCAAAUAUCAAUUGCCCGACCCCUGGACUUCGAACGCCAAUCUCAGCAUUUGAUCGGAGUUCUGGCUCUGACAGAUGGUAGUCCACCAUUGACAGCUCUGGCCGAAAUAGCUCUGCAGGUGCAAGACGAAAACGAUCACUCGCCCAAAUUUGAAAGUGGUAGUUAUGUAGUUUACGUGGCUGAAAAUGUAGCAGAGGGAAGUUCCAUCUUAAAGGUGGUAGCACAUGAUGAAGAUCAAGGUAGCAACGGCGAAGUGCGGUAUAACUUCGCUUAUGAAAACUCAGAAACAUCCAACUACUUCGCCAUCGACACUCACACUGGAUGGAUCACCACCAUCGCAGCUCUGGAUAAAGAGUCUAAAUCUGAGUACAAGUUCUAUGUCACUGCAACAGACAAUGGAACUCCUAAACAUUCAGCUCGAAGCAGCAUUAUUAUCAAGCUCAAAGAUUACAACGACAGUCCAACCAAGUUCAAAGAACGCUUUUACAAAAGCUCAGUGAACGAAAGUGCCUUACCUGGAACUGUAGUAAUAGCUGUACAAACAACAGAUGCUGAUAUAGAUUUACAAACUCCUGUGGAGUUCUAUAUCAUUUCUGGCGAUCCUAGCUCUCAAUUUCAGAUUAAACAAACAGGGGAGAUAUACGUGUCGAAAGCCUUAGAUAGAGAAAAGGUAUCUAAGUAUAACUUGAAAGUUAUUGUGACAGACGGGCUGUUCACGGACACGGUGAAUGUUGAAGUUGACAUAUUAGAUGCUAAUGAUAACCCUCCAUACUGCCUUAAACACCGUUAUCGACAAUCACUAUCUGAAGGCAUCCGACCAGGGUCCUUCGUGCUAAACAUCCUAGCAACCGAUGCAGAUGGUCCAGAUCAUUCAAAACUCAGAUACAUAUUAUCUGGGGAAGGAUCAGAAAAUUUUCAUUUAGAUCCAGAUGCAGGCUUGCUCAAAACACAAAAACACCUCGAUCGAGAAACGCAGGCCAAAUAUUUCCUCACAGCCCAUGUACACGACAGAGAACAUACUACCUGGGAAUGUAGCUCCGAGGUAGAAAUCACGAUGUCCGAUCUCAACGAUAACGCACCCCAAUUUACUCUUCCUUACUAUUCUGUGGCUUUACCCGAAGAUGCUGAGGUUGGAACUUUGGUUACUAAGAUCCACGCUACAGAUUUAGAUAUAGGCAUCAAUAGAAAGAUAAAAUAUUUCUUCAUUGAUUCAUUCAACAAUCAUUUCCGUAUGGCCCCAGAAAGUGGAAUCAUAACACUAGCCAAACCGCUAGAUAGAGAGCUAAGAUCUAUGUACAAUCUCACGGUAAAAGCAGUUGAUCAAGGAACACCGCAGUUAGCGAGCACAGCUUAUUUAAUCGUGAAUGUCCAAGAUAUUAAUGAUAAUCCACCUGAAUUUGAGACCAAGUAUUACUUUGCAACUGUGCCGGAGAUAGACACGAUUGGUACUGAAGUUGUCAGGGUGCUGGCUACCAGCAAAGAUAUUGGAGCUAAUGCUGAGGUGUAUUAUUCAAUAGUUGGUGGAAACGAACAUAAAAAAUUUGCCAUCAACAACAAGACAGGCGUGAUUACUAUAGCCGACAUGUUGGACUAUGAAAGGGCAAAAGACUAUUUUUUAACCAUCCAAGCUGUAGAUGGUGGAACUCCACCGCUAAGUAAUGUUGCAACUGUCAACAUUACUGUCAUCGAUUGCAAUGAUAAUGCACCUGUAUUUAGUCAGAUGUCGUACAGUGCAAGGAUUCGAGAGGAUGCUCAGAUUGGAGACAAAAUUUUACAGAUAACAGCAACGGAUUUGGAUAGCGGAAAAAACGGUGAAAUAUCCUACUCGAUCAUCAGAGGGGACAAUCUGAAUCAAUUCGAAAUCAACGUGCAUACUGGCUAUGUCUCUGUGGCUGCUGAGGUGGACAGGGAAAGUAUAUCCAGCUACGUUCUUGAAAUAUUGGCCAAAGAUAACGGAGUACCUGUACUGUCAAGACAAACUAUGCUGAAUAUUGAAAUAUCUGAUGCAAAUGACAAUCCGCCGUUAUUCUCUCAAGCUAAUUACACUGCAAUCAUACAGGAGGACAAACCUAUAGGACACUCGAUCCUCAAAUUCGACAUAACUGAUGCAGAUACAGUCCCUAACACAGUGCCAUACACGUUCGAUUUUCGAAGUGGUAAUGAAGGUAACACAUUCAGACUUGAUCAAGAUGGCAUACUGAGGACGGCGACCAAGUUUAAUCACAAAAUCCGCAACACAUAUGUGCUGCAGAUCAGGGUGUUUGACAAUGGCAGUCCUCCUCUGUAUUCGGACACUUGGGUGGUGGUGAAAGUGAUUGAAGAAUCCCAAUACCCUCCAGUGAUCACUCCCCUUGAGAUCAACAUUAACUCAUUCCUGGACGAGUACCCGGGAGGCGUUAUUGGUAAAGUUCAUGCGAAUGAUCAAGAUCAGUACGAUACUCUAACGUAUUCCCUGUCUCCUACCAUCGGAAUCUCGUAUCCUACUCACGAGUUCUUCCACAUCAACCGUACCGAUGGCACUUUGACUGCCUUGCCAAGAUUGGAUGUCGGAGACUAUAGACUCAACGUCACCGUAUCGGAUGGAAAGUACGCAACGCAUAUGAUUGUGAAGGUAAUCGUGGAGAUCCUCACCGACGAAAUGCUAGAGAACUCAGUGGGAAUACGGUUCAGAGACGUGCGACCCGAGGCUUUCAUCCUAAGCCACCGCAAAGGUUUUAUCAGAGCAGUAAGAAACGCCAUGAAUUGUCGACUAAAGGACGUGGUCAUAAUAUCAGUUCAACCUAGCCUAGAUGAAGAUAUCUACAGGGCAAAAAGAAACGCAGCCGUUAUUGACAGGUCUAAGCGGUACGUGAACAAAGACUUGGACGUUCUGUUCACCGUCCGGAAACCAGAUGGUGGAUACUUCACAUCGGAAAUAAUCAGAAAAUACCUGAACGACAAUCUGGAGGAAUUAGAAGAGAGCGCGAAACUGGUUGUAGAAGAAAUCAUAAGACUGAAAUGCAACAACAAGUAUUGCAUGUACGGCACAUGUCAAGAUCGAUAUGUGUUAGAUACGAGUGUGAUUGAGCCUAUUGCUACUGAUGUAACUAGUUUCGUGUCACCUAGGCAUAAACAAAAGUUGGAGUGUGAGUGUAAAGAAGGUUAUGGUGGUGACCGCUGCGAUACCAUAGUUAAUGAGUGUGCCCGUACUCCCUGUCCUCCAUCGAAGCUAUGCGUCCCUGACGCAUCCCAGGUUGGCUAUUCUUGUCUGUGUCCUGAAGGUUUCGCCGGCCCAUCAUGCGAAAUAGAUAUCUCUGAAUGUCGGGAUAGGGAUUGCUACGUUGCAAGGAAUCCAAUAUCCUUCGGUGGGAAGAGUUACUCACAGUAUAGGAUCGUCAACAAGAAGAGCAUUGAGGAUCAGUUGAGUCUCAGUUUGAGAAUCAGGACGGUACAGCCUACUGGAAAUUUGAUGUACGCUAGUGGGAAAGUGGAUUAUAAUAUAUUAGAUAUUGUGAAUGGAGGAGUCCAGUACCGUUUCGACUUAGGCAGUGGCGAGGGCAUUGUGCGUGUGUCCGACAUAUAUGUGUCAGACGGUGGAUGGCAUGAAAUUAAACUAGAAAGAGAACGAAAUAAUGCGAAGAUUACUAUAGAUGGAAAAUAUACUGCGCAAGGAUCUGCACCGGGUGUCAGCGAUAUUCUGAAUUUGCAGAGUGACGAAAUGUAUCUAGGGGCGGAAGUGCACCAGCAUCCUUCCAUUUUAGGCUUUGAAGAUGUCCAGCGUGGUUUUAUCGGUUGCAUGGACGACAUCCGCAUAUCAAGAGUAUCAGUACCUCUGCAUAAGUCAGGGGAGAAUUCAGUGGUUGUAUUGAAAAGAUUCGCCAACGUAGAGUUCAGUUGUGAUUCUAGCAGCAUACUUAUUCCACCUGGACCAUGCGGAUCUCAGCCUUGUCUAAAUGGUGGCACCUGCAGGGAGAUGAAGAAUGGCAACUACGAAUGCGACUGUCACGGACGGUUUAAAGGACCUUCGUGUGAACUAGAUACUGAUCCAUGUGCUUCAGCACCUUGUCUUUAUGGCGGAAAAUGUUCGGCGACAUCUAGCGGCGAUUUCGUUUGUGAAUGCAUCUUGAGACUGAGUGGUAAAAGAUGUGAAUAUGGAAGAUAUUGCUCUCCGAAUCCCUGCAAACAUGGUGGAGUUUGUGAAGAAGGAGAUGAUGGUCCCCUAUGCAAAUGCCGUGCCUACACGGGCGAAUUCUGCGAGUUCGAUCUGAAUGAGUGUGAAUCGUCGCCGUGCCAAAAUGGUGGCACUUGUAUCAAUGAGAUUGGUGGCUUCCACUGUAUAUGUCCAUCGAAUGUCACUGGAGUCUAUUGUGCCAGCAUGAUAUACAACACGCCUCUCUCCACAUCCUUCUACAACAUCACUUGGCAGGAAUUGAUCUAUAUCGGAAUUACCGCUGUUGGGUUGCUACUCCUUAUCAUCAUCAUACUUAUCUGCAGAUGUUACUGCAAAAGGACAAGACGACGCCGUCGCCUCAACGAAAAUCUGAAAGACAACAUCGUGCUUAACCACACACGGCCACAAGAGAUGUCCGAAUUCAAGCGCGGAUCCAAGUUAAGCAACCUGGAGGUGAACCAACGUGGAGAGGUCCCCAUAUGUCCACCACGACCCGUUUCUUAUACGCCCAGUUCGCAGAACGAUCCCUUAUAUAAUUGCAAUAAUGCUGCUACGGUAAUGCUGAAUAAUUUAGAUACACUGAGAAGCUAUGGAUCUGCUGGUGAUGAACUAGAGAAUGUUCCAGCCGAUUAUGCAAGGAACUUGAACAGAAGCGCUCCUCAGGGCUGUGCUGGAGAAUAUAGGGACUCAGAAAAAGCUACGUGGGCAGAUAGAAUGCAAAUGGCUGCUACGUUAGGAGAAAAGAACAAAGUCAAAAACGAUUAUAAGGUAUCCAGUCCUGUCAACUGUGAUGUACCAAACAGGCUAUAUGGAGGAAGAAGCAAUACAAUCAAUAACAUUAAGCCAAAUGGUUCUGUGAACGUGGACGACGAUCAACGCAAUCUCGGAAGUUACCAUUGGGACUGCUCCGAUUGGGCGCGCCACAGUCAAACGUUGCCCAACAUCACAGAGGUGCCUGGCAGCGAAGUGCCAGACUCCUCCAGUUACCACAGCAACGAGAGCAACGAGUCCCGCUGCCACCAACAGAGGGCGCCUCAAUCGCACAGAGGUCGACACAAGCGCCAGCAACCUCAUUCUGACAGGAAUCAGGAGGGCGGGUACAUAAGCGAGAACGGACUGAAUGCGCUGGAUAGCAGCGGGACUGAGCAGGAGUAUAGAUUCACCACAGCGGAUAGCUAUAUACGUCACCCAAAUACAUACCUACCUGCUCAUGGGUACAACAUAACAGGCGAGGUUGACAUGGACGGGCCCCAGAGUCCAGAAGCGGAUUCUGACGAUGUGGAGCCUUACGGCUUCCCCAUUUUAUUGUUGUACACAAUUGCAAAGAGCGGCACUCCCUUUUAG